ACUCUUUCUAAAAGAAUACGAGAAUCGAAAUCUAAUUUAAAGACUGCCGUCUCUCAGUCGCCACUCGAAUUGCCACGUUAAACCCAGUGGCGGCUGAAAGCCGUCACUCGAGUGCAAAGGGUUAAGAUAGUUAAAAGAGCGGUGCGUAAACGUUUACCUCACGACGAACUUCAGAUACGUGCAUUGUCCGAAGCAUGAGAGUAUUCCAUUUUCAAAAAUGCACCACGAACAUUCCAGAACUUGUUAAAUUUCUUUACUGCUCUCGUCACAUAAAUGUUCGAAACGUUAAACAUGCUUUGAAGUAAUUGUAAAAAUGGGAUACAAACGUACUGUUUACAAAUAAUAAUUAAGAACGUACCGAAUUUUAUGUAUUCUUCUCGCGAAACGUUGAACUCGAACUCUCCUAUAUUCCAAACGAUUUCUACGCAUUGUGACCACAAUUACUGUAUUCACGAAUUGAAUUUUAUGAAUUGUUGAUAUGUACAGUUAUCGUUUCGUUCGAUUUCUUGCAAGCAAUGCAGUAGAAUGUACAAAGUUAAAGGAGAAAUACGCACAUUGAUAUCGUUCAACUAUUUAAGGAUAUUUUUUUAAACGUGUAUUUGCAUUCUUGGCGAGAUGUACGUGUGCGAAAAGAAAGAAAAUUUCUGAUGAGUUUGAAUGGGUUAUCGGUUGCACGGCCGACACACCGAUAACAUUAAACGCGAUCGAUUUACGUGAUUUUGAAGAAUUGGGAUACAUUUACGAUUAUACAAAACGAAACCACGAAUAUUAUAACGGAAGUUCACGACACGAAUCGAGCAUUGUUUUUUCCUGAAUUGCAGUUACGUUCAACGAGACUCGGAACUUUUCACGAUGGAAGAGUUCGUUUAAUCUGCCAGAGAAUAACAAAUUUCACCGUAACGGCUAAUUUGCAAGCGUGUAAAUUCAAGCGACAAAUGUUAUUCGAGAUAUAGAGUUAUUAGUCCAUUUUUCUGCGAAAUCACGGCAAUAAUACAAAUGUGAAAACAACUCGUGUUAUCUUACGAAUUUAAGAUUAACCGUUCGCCGUCGUAGCCGCUUAAUCCUUGGACCGGAAUAUCGGUAAAACCUCGAAAAUUCCAGCUACGUGCACAGUGUACGAAAUUAUGAUUGAUCACCUUCCAUUAUAAUUUGAAUAAAAUCGGUGCACGUAUUGAAAAUAACAGUCGUAUUUUCAAAAAGAUGGAAAUGUAUUCACGGUCCAACAAUUAAUCACGGCUAUUGUUAAGUCGAUAUUUCGCUCGUGGAAUAUACGUACUUUGAAAUUGGCAAUCAAAAAUGGCCGGUAAAGUAACAAAGACGUUCAGCGAACGUCAUUCAUCUCCGGCGUGCGAGCACGUCGGUGAAUUAAUUUAUGUUAAUCCACGUGUAUCUCGUGACGCGCGUACGUAUAUAAAUAUCGCGUCUCGCUCCUUUACACUGUACACGAUGAGCACCGAAAUAUACAUAAAACUGAACGUUACGCUGCAAGCCGGGUAUAAAAUAAAUGCAAAUAAUAUGCAUACACGGAUGCGCCUUACGAGCAUUGUCUGACGCCACUCGUCAGUUCAGAAUUUCGUAGUCUAUCGGCGACAACGGAUUUCGUAUCGUACUGUCAAUUGCGAUGGGGUGAUCGUUAAAAAUCGUCCAAGGAAUCGUUAGACUGUAGCGGUGACUAUGUCCGAUAAUAAUUAGAGACUGACUCCGUCGAUCCUCAAGGGAGUAUUCUCAUUGGUCAACGGGAACGAAAAGGCGUGUCUGGUGGGGAGUACACCACCAACAAAGUGUGUUUCUCUAAGCGGCACCGGUAGAAUAGUAGACUAGUUAGCAUUAAAUAAUUUGCUAAUUAGCUGUCGAGGCACGCCGUCGAAAACACGAAAUUCGGAGAGGAACGGCAAACAAUCAUGGGGAAACAGAACAGCAAACUGAAACCGGAAGUACUAGAGGAUCUCAAACAGAAUACUGAAUUUUCAGAUGCUGAAAUUCAAGAAUGGUACAAAGGGUUUCUGAAGGACUGUCCGAGUGGACAUCUCAGUGUAGAAGAAUUUAAGAAGAUAUACGGAAACUUCUUCCCUUAUGGUGACGCUUCAAAGUUCGCAGAGCACGUGUUCAGGACGUUCGACGCAAACGGCGAUGGAACAAUCGAUUUUCGAGAGUUCUUGUGCGCUCUGAGUGUAACGUCUCACGGCAAAUUGGAGCAGAAAUUGAAAUGGGCCUUCAGCAUGUAUGACCUUGACGGUAACGGCUAUAUCUCGCGACAAGAAAUGAUGGAAAUCGUUACAGCAAUCUACAAAAUGGUAGGUUCCGUGAUGAAAAUGCCAGAGGAUGAGUCCACGCCCGAAAAAAGAACCGAUAAGAUAUUCCUCCAGAUGGACAAAAAUAAGGAUGGCAAAUUAUCGCUCGACGAGUUCAUAGAGGGUGCAAAGAACGAUCCCUCUAUUGUGCGACUGUUGCAGUGCGAUCCUAGUGCACAAGCUCAGUGAAGCCUUGGGCCAUUAUGCAAAUAUUAUCGUGUCAUCCAGAUACGUGAGUCGGGACCCGGUCCGAUAGUGUCCCACAUACAAACAUUACGAUCGCAACGCAGUAUACGUUAGAAGAUAUUCGUUGGGAAACUUAUCAAGCAAAAGUUCUUUUUUUUUUUUUCUUUUUUAAUUACUUUGGUUAUGUCUGAUGUAAAAGUUCGUUACUCGUUGUACAAUAUUGUCCUUACUGUUUCAUAAUAUUUAACUCUCUUCUAUUCUUUUUGUGUGUGUAUCGACUUUCUUUCCAUGUGAUUGAUUGUAUGAUAAUCAAAUUUUUAUCGUCAAGAAGUGAAAGUAAGUAUUAAACGUUUUGACGGAUUUUCAUGGGAAAAAUCGUUACGAACGUGAACACGUUGCUCGAAAACCUAGGUGAUAGUAGAACAAAAAGAAAAACAGGGGGACGGGGGGGCAUUCAGAAAUUGGACCGGUACCCGAUCAGGUCCAGGGUCACUGGGCCCAUUGCGCUUGCGCAUACCGCAAGCUAGUCUCCAAGACUAGUCCAGUCGCUUCGUUUCGUGAACGGAUCGAUUUUAAACGAAUAAAAAAAAAAAAAAGCUUAUUACGUUUUCGGAUGUACGAAUCCCCGUGUGCUGCGUACGACGAAUGACCUGGCAGAGGUGUCCACACUCUGAUAAUCGAGAAGAAAAUAUUUCGGUUCGUAGUUAGGACCAAGAAUGUGCUUCAUCCGACGUUACCUCAAUGCUAUCGAUGACAUUGAUGCCAUGGAGUAGCACUCGUGUUCCAGUUGUUCGGUUAAAAAAUGCGAUAAUUAGCGGAAUUCUAGUGUUCUGUGUUCUUGUGCUGCUGUCCAUCGUUUCGUGGAGCAUCUUCACAACUUUCGUUACGAAAGUUCAGCUUUAACGGACAAUAGUAUUAACAUAAGUUCAAUUACCGUUUACUUGUGGCACGAUCGUGCGAUAACCGUCUUUGCUGUACAUCCUCAAUUAUGCUUACAAAUAACGAGUUCAUCAACACACUUCUGACGAGUAGUGGUCUUUAGCGUAAGUCUCCGCCAUACGCAGCUCAAAGGCAAAUUAAUUUCUAAAUGCGUCGUAUGGUUUUUGUAAGCUGUUGUGUCCAAUAUAUCUUUCUCCUAUUCGAUAGUCGCGUACUUUGGACCACCGCAGUUAUCCGUAAUGCAUACCUUAAUACUUUCACGUCUGCGCGUUUCACGCCGUUGCCCUUGGCAUAAAACAUAAAACGACAUAAAAAUUAUUUUAACUUUUAAUUCGAUCCACAGUUUGAUAUAAAAUUAUAUAUAAAUAAAUAUGAUUUAAAGAAGUUAUUACAAAAAUGUAUUCGAACACUAUUUAUUUCAUAACUCUAAAGCAGUGAUUCCCAAAGUGGGCGCCACCGCCCCCUGGUGGGUGCUGCAGGGAUUCAGGGGGGCGUUGAUGGCCAAUAUGGGCUGUAAUUCGAAAGUUCUUAAUUGCAUUUCCUUCGUCAUAUUUAGUGGAACGUAGGUUCAAUGCGGUAACGAAUUUAUUAACAAAGAAACAGAAAUCAAAUGCAAAUAGUAAAUCGUGGUGAUUUAAGAUUACUGCUGACGAAAAUAGAGCCGAAGAUUACUAAGUUGUUAGCAGCACACUAGGUUCAUCCUUCUCAUUAAGAUGAUUUCGAAUGUUUUAAUUUCUUUUUGUAUUACAUUCUAUUCCGAGUUCAAUAAAUAGUUUCAUAAUUUCAAAGUUCAAUGUUUCUAAUGUACACCUUUCUGUACUAUAUUUUACAUAUUUCCUAUUAAUUGCUAUUAAAAUUAACAAAAAAUUAAUUUCCAGGAAGCGCUAAGUAAUAUUUUUUCUGAAAAGGGGACGGUAGGACAAAAAAGUUUGGGAACCACUGCUCCAAAGCAUUUACUUACUAGUCUUCUCUGAAGUAUAAAACUUUUCUAUUUCGAUUUAAUUCUGUAUUUAAUAUUUGUUUUGUUUUUUUUUUUUUUUUUUUUAUAUGACAACAUGCAAAACAGUCUCCUAAAUGUAACACAUCGUAUCUGCAAUUUUUCUUACCUUAUAUAUGAAUAAUAUGUACAUUGUCUUCUUUUACGUUUAUCAGUUGAGAAAAUUAGAGCCAAUUGAUGCUGUUUCAAAUUUCCAAAAAGUCUUUGAAGUCUCCCUCAUGACGCCACGUUGGUGUCGACGAACGGCAAAGUGCUAACAAGCAUACACAGUCAAUCGUAUUUACGAAAAACUUACGUAUGGAUGUAGAUACCUCCUUCCAUGUUAAUUUGAAUAAAACUAAAAAACACUUCCAAUUAUAUUUAGUUUAACAUUUGAUUUCUACAAGCAUCAUACUAAUAAUAUCAAAUUACAAGUAAAAUUCGACAAUUAAUAUUACUACAUUUAUGUAGAUUAUUAAAAGGAAAAAUGAUAUGAAAAUAUUACGAUUGUACAGAAGUGUGCAGUGAGUCCUUGAGUUACGCGAUUGCGCCCCCCACUUAUGCCUUUAUACAUAGUUUGUAUGUACGUACAUCAUAAUAUGUUAAAUAAAGUGUUCUUUUCUUCAAUUUUGCUUUUUAUAAAGAAAUUCACGUGGCUCUAUUUAACUUAAAUAAUCUUUUGAAUAUAAUGUUGUUUAUCAAAAGUAUAUAAUACUUAUACAAUUCUAUUCGUAUGGAAAACUCUGGCAUAAUCGCGUAAGUGGAGGAUUUAUUGUACAAAUUGUUAGAUAACUUAUAAAGAUCAAAGCCUUUAUUAUAUGUUAUUGUACAAAUUUACCCCGAAGCUCAAAGCCCAUUCUUAUAAAGAUAAUUCUUUCACUUCACUUUGGUGCUAGAUAAUCCAACCUAUGAAAUCAUCACAGGUAUAUGUAUAUUGGAUGGAAGUAACGGUUUUCACUUUGCAGCUAUCUUUGCAAACUCUCUCGUUGAUAUCCAAGACGUAAACGAUAACGUGUUCUCUAUGCGCGCAUUGUAAAAGCGUUAAAUAAGAUUACACUGCUUUCGAAGUAAGUUGAGGAAUCAGAUAGCGAAUUUAUGCUUUCACUGCGUACAUUUAUUAUCAAGACGGUAAUAUAUCGGUUAGUUCAAGUUGAAGGUGUUGCUUCAGUUUGCUAAAGUUUAAGUAUUAAACGUCUUUGCAAAUAAUAUGCAUUGAUAUCGUAUAAAAGUUGAUAGAAAUCGAUAGAUUCGCUACGGUGACCUCGCCUUGCUAGUAUAAAGAUAUCACUGUGAAAUCUAGUAUAAUAAAUACGCUACCCAUGUUUAAUUGGUAGCUCUCGCUCGUAUCUAGAACCUAUGACUGUGAUCACAUAAAUAGUGGAAUUAAAUAUUAAUCAUAGAGUAUUUAAAAUUUUCAAUUCAUCGAAGGAUUCAAAUGUAUUUGCACAUGUGUAUCGUGCUGAACUUUACGGUAAUAGAGUGCACAAGCUUGUUUUAGGCGAUAUUCUGCAAGUUUAUUCAGAUUGACAUUGUUAAAGGAGGACUAAGCACACGUGUUACAUGCAUUUGUAAGUUUUUCAACAUUCUAAUGAUCUACAUAUAUUGUUGUUAAGAUUUGCAGUCAGAUAGUUACGACAGCUCAUUGCAUGUGAGUAUCAAAUAAGAGGAACAUAUGCUUGGCAUAACAGUUACUUAUAAGGACAUAUAUUUCAUAUUAUACGCUGAUGCGCAUAAUACUCUUCGUAAUCCUGAUGAGAAGUUUUCAAUUGUUCAUUACGCGCUGUCAAAGAUCUACUAAUGAUCUAAUAAUUAUAAAAAGACUCAUUUUGAGUAACAUCUUACUACUUUAGCAACAAACUGAAGUAAUUAAUAGUCGUCCGAGUAGCAAAGGUCACCGGAAAAAUGAAUGAAAGAUCUGUUAGAAUUUAAACAAACAAUUAAUAGUUCAACUAAAACAAAAUCCUAACAUCGAGGACACAUUUCCUUAAAACAUUAUUUAAAGUAUAAUAGACAAACGUAAUUGCAAUGUAACCACUUAUUUCAUGGCGAUUUUACAAUGUUUUGAACGAUAAGGGCAUACUAAAAUUAAUUCUUACUAAUGAUCUUACUGUAAGUUUGUAUACUUUAUUGCCAUUUUUAUGGAUAUGAACUAACUCAAACGAUUGUCAAACAUUUCCACGAAACUACAUCUUUAAAUGUAAAAUUAAAUUAUACUCAUAAUGAUUGCAUGUAUUAAAUUUGACGUACCGUCAUAACAUAAUAACGAAUUUUAAAAAAUAUAAUUAACUUUUAAGGUGUUCACGAGUAUAUUUCCAUGGAGACAAGCAGCGAAGUAAUAAGCUAUAGCUUUAAAUAUUAAGAAAAACUUAUAAUUGUUAUUAGUGUGUUAGAACUACAAAAUUGGUACGUUUGAGUUGUCCGUCUCAAAAAGUUACAGUCCGAUGACCUUUGUUAUAAUCGCUUUAUUGAUACAUGUUAAUUUCCAUAAAAUAAAGGCAAUCUUCUGUCAAUCAUCUCGUAACAAACAAGCGAAAGAACGAAGUCUUCUCGUCGAUUCAAACGACCGAACUUAUUGAUAUAUCGGCUCGGUAGUUUUUAAACGGCUAGAAGCUUCAGAUUAAAAAAGAUUGUAAAAAUAAACUAAAAAAAAAAAAAGAGAAAAGAAGCGAGCAGGAGAAAAGAUAAAUGAGAGAAUAAAAUUCACACGCACGAACUAUUUUAGAGAUUUAUUUUUGCGAAUGCGUAUACGCGUGUAUGUCCGUGUACGAAUGUGCUAUGUGUGCGAUAAUGUAUCGUUAUAUGCGUCUACGCGUAUGCAUACGUGAGAAAGAGAUAGAAGUAGGGGGAAGGAGACAAAAAUAAGACAAAAAAACAAGCAAAAUACACAAAAUCUCCCGCCACCUGUUGUUCAAUUAGAAUUGGCUAUUUUAAUGCGUUCUUGCAUAUAUAUGUAUACAUAGCACUAUAAUUUUAUUACUUAUUCUAAGGGUAAGGGCGCGAUAAUAUUGCAGUUUCUGCCUGUGCAAAAAAAGAAAGAGAAAUACACGCAGCAGCAGAACAAACGUGUAACUUGUGAUUAAUGAUUUAAUUACAACACUAACAGCAAUAUCGACAACAUAGAUAACACAUAUAUAUUUCGAAAAAUAUGUAAAUUAAAACCAACAGUGAAACAAAAUUCGGAAGGCUUAUUAUUAAGGGAAUAGGACUUCCAUUAAAUGACUUCUUAUUUUACGUUUUUUAAUCAGUAUUUUACGUUUUUUUUUUGUUUUUUUUUUGUGGAUGUUCUUCAUUGUCUCUGUCAUUAUUUCCUCUGUCUAUCGCGUGAUAAUGAAUUGAUUCACGUUCCUUUAAAGUUUCACUACGCUUUCUGGUAUCACUAAUCAAACAUCUUUGCUACUUAAACACAAUUAUUGACAAGUGAUCAUUACGCUGGCAGUAUUGUAAGUAUUAUUUUACAGGAGGGCAACGUAUAAAAUACGUAUAAUAAAAUAUAUACGUAUAUUUGUAUCUAUGCCGAAAUCUAUUCUACUUUCUAAGAUAUGUAUCACCUGUUCACCUUAUGCUCAUUAACAAUUAAGGAUAAAGACCACAUAGUUAUAUCUUUAAUCCGUAUAGUCAUUGUAUAAACUAAAUAACCUUAUUGAAGUUAAUAUAUGAGAUUUUAAAACAACUUUGGGAUUUGCUGACUAUUUAAUAAGUAAGAAAAUAACAAGGUGCACGGAGUAUGUUAAUUGCAGAAAAAAAAUACAAUACAAAACGAUAACAAUUCCGUAAAAAAAUACAAAAAUAAAAUGAAGAGUAGAUCGAAAGUUCUAUUUAGAUGAGUUAGUAUUUAUAUUUAAAAAUUUUUAAUUUAACACUAGUGAAGUCAAAAUGUAAUUAUUAUACCUCAGAUUAAAAAGCAAUAAUGCGACAAAAGUAAACAUUGCAAUUAAAUUAGCACAACUUUAAAGAGUCAAUAACAUUGCAUAAUUUUUAUAAUUUGACAGGUGAAAUAUUUCAUGAUUUUUCAACCAUUUUUCUUACACUAUUAAUGUAAAAAAUGAGUCAUACUAAUUCCUCCAGACAUAAGUGGCAUUAGCCAAUUAAUAUUUAAAGAGAAUGAACCGUUAAGUGAUGAAAAAGAAAAUUAAUUCAUUAAGAGGUCAACAAAAUAUUAUAUGACAAACAAUUUUUAUAACUUUCUCUUGCCAUUGCAAUCCUUUUCAAUUUAUUUAUGAAAAAAUUGUUUUAAAGUUGUACGUUAAGAGAAAUAUUAUUGGUAAUUUAUAGUUACUUUGAAUUACUGUUCAUGUUACAAGAAAUACAGAAAAACAUUAAUAAUUAUAUGCAAGUUUUCAAAUGCACAAUUUUAUUAGACUUUUCAAAUAUUUUAAAAAAUCAGAGGCAUUAAGUAUGCAAAUAAUGUUACUUUGUCUGAACUCUAGUAAUGAACAACAACAAUAGAGAUGAAUAUAUUUGUAUGCAAAACUGUCGGAAAUAUGACAAAUAUAAAAAUACAGAAAUAAAUAUAUUAUUAUAUUAUAUAAUAAAUGUACAAGUCGAUAGAAGAGCAGAUAUAACAAAAAUGAUUAUUUUAAUGCUGACAUUUAACUGUCUAAUAAAUAGAUACAGAAAUAUGUAAUAAUUUGUGCAACCACCAUUAUUAAUAUUUGUAUACUACUGCUAUAUUUGUAUUUUUCUGUUCAUCAUUGUUAUGAGAUAUAAUUGCAAAAUAUAAGAUUUAGCAUACAAAAUUACUGUCUAAUGAAAUUAAGCAACGAUCUGUAUACGAUACGCUACUCGAGAAUUUCUAUGCUUUUGCCAAUUUUAAAUAGCCAAAGCUGUCAUGUUGUAAAAAAGAAAGUACUUUUAGAACUACUCGACAGUUGAAAGUAAAAAUUAAAAAAUAAGUUAAAAGAUCACAAUAAGACUUUUGCAAAUGAACCGUCGUUUAAAAAAAAAAGUAAAAAUCCAUCAAACAUACAUGUCCCUGAUUGAUAAUUAAUGUAGCAAAUCUUGUUGUAAACCUACUUAGGAUAGGUUUAUGAAAAAUUAUUGUUGUAGAAAUUGUUAAAAAUGUUACCCAUGUUGUUGCACAUGUAACUGCUUUCUGCACACUACUAAUAUGAUAGUUUCUCAUUGAUGCUAUUUGUCAACAUAAACAAGAGAGACAUGGUUUGUAAUCACAUUUUUUAUAGCAAUUUUUGUCAAGCACAUGUGUACUUAAUGGAUUUCCAAAGUGUUUUUGGAAAACGAACGUUUAUGUGCAAAAAUUUUAUUUUAUACUUUUCACUUAUCAUUUCAUGAAGAAUCACCUUCUUCGCAGUUAAGUCACCGAUAACCGGUCAUCCUAUAAAUAGAAUAUCAAAUUCACAAUAAAUAUCGUAAAUAAUUGCAAACUAUUUAAAUUUUACAUACAGUAAAUUCUCGACUUACACGGUUCAUUAAUUUUUAACUUUUUUGUCAAUUAAAUCAAAUGGAAAUUAAAUUGAAUAAAUAUGAUGUAUCUGAACAGAAAGAAGGAAACCUCAAGGACUCACUGUACACUUAUGACGGACGAAAUUGCCGAAGGAGAAAGAAAAUUAGGAUCAUUAAUUAAUAAAUAUUUAAUUUGAUUAAAUACGGGACCUAUUCAAUUGGUCUUACUACAUAUGAAAAAAUAUUCACUGCAUUGAGUUAUUUGUUUUUCAAUCUGACUAUAUACAAUACCAAUACUUCUUAUUUAACCAAUAUAAUAGAUACAUCACUUGUGUUUGUUUAGCUACAUACAAUAAAUUUUGUCAUGUCUAAUUAAAUACAUGAACUAUUUCAUUUGGCAAACCACAGAUGGUCACUAUUUCAUUACCUAUCAAACAUCAUUCACAUCUCGAAUUACAUCAGUUACCAUUUAAUUUUCCAAUAAAUUAAAUAAAAACCUUCUCAUAAAAGUUCUUUGUGCUGCUGCGUGGCAUUGGAAUGUUUAUUGUAACAUAAGAAUCGCACUAACUAAUGAAUCGUAUGUCACAUAUUGUAGAUUGGAGAAAGAAUGGCAUUUGUACAAAUUCCUAAAUAUUGGAAUAUUGACAAGGGCAUCAGUAAAAAUGGCAUACUGUUCUUUAUUGCUCGUAUUUGUCCUAAUACUUCUUAAAUUAGAAAGUAUAAAGUUAGAAAUUCGGUGAAUUAUCAGAUGAGUUUCACUUCUACCAAUGAUACUUCACAAUAUACCUAUUAGCAAAAAGAACAUUUAUUAAUAAGAAAAAGUCCACAUAAUAACAACGCAGUAACUUUAAUGUAAAGAGACAGUGUUUUUAUCUAAACAAUUUUAACGAAAGUCAACACUUGUUGCAUAUUGAGAUCUAUCUAUAUUCAAUUAUCAUUUUUUGCCUAAGAUCCUAAUGUUUCUAAUUAGAAAUUCUUCUAUAGGAUAUUAAUUGUAUGACAAAUUACUAAAAUUUCUUGCACGAAGGUUUUACCACAGAAGAUUUACUUACAACAAAAUACAUUCGGUCUCAUCAAUGACACUAACAUUUUAUGCUUUAAAAUCUGCAUCUAUCCUCUGAAAUCUUUCAAUAACAAUUUCUAUAGUGGUCAGCAGAGUCGUAUAGUUUCAAAAUUAAAUAGUCUAUCUUAUUUGUACUUGUAAAUAUGUGAUUAUUUAAACAAUUUAUUUAUUUUACUUUAUAGAAGUUUAAAAUUUAAACAUGUUUUGCUUCCGUUUAAGUUAUUUAAAAGAAUGAAAUAAUCAUUCUUUUUGUCAAUCUUCUAUCUCACUGCAGAAAUAUGAGAGUAUGUACUCUGUGUCUGAAGCAAAAGUCAAUAGUAGUAACAGAAUGAACCGAUUUUACUAACAAAUAUACAUAUUAGUAUAAACAUUUAAAAAUAAUUAUGUGAAUAGUUCUAAGUUUCUCUUAUUUACUUCUGUAGGAAUAUUUGCUACACUCGUAAACUAUAAAAACGAAUGACGAUACUUCUUGUAGGACAAUUGACAAAGCUAAUUAAUAAAUUAUACGACUCAAAUUUUAACAAACGAGAAAGUUAAUAGGCGAAAUUCUUAAUAUGUAUAUCAUAAAAGUUGUUAUAAUCGUCUACCGGUGUUUUUCUCGUCGACUUUAAAAAUGUUAAAUGUUCCUCUAUUGACAUUGUGCUGUCUUUCCCUUUUGUGUCAGUGUCAUUUGUCCACUGUUAUUUUUUGUGAUUUUCUAUAAUCCUUGACGUUUUUGCAUGUUGACUAUCUUAAAAGUGAAUACCUUUCAUCUGUUUCCUCCAAGGCGAAUUUUAUCAUUAUUAAUUAUUAGUAAAUAUCUCAAGUUUUUUCUGCUCUCUAUAAUUUACCUGACAAAACUCCUUCUCUACAUGUAUCGUAAGAUGGUAAUUUAUUAUUAAUUCUACGUGUAUUUAUGUAUUUAUCGGUGCUAUAUGUGUAUACGAAAUACGAAGCGUGUACUGUCAAUAUUGCGUUCAUUGUAAUCAAUGAAAUUAUGUAUUUUGUCAAGCUUUCGCAUAACUACUUCUGAAUUCACAAUUCCUUAAAUUUCAAAUAUGAAAAUCUGCGGAAAAUCAAUUUAACAUGUAAAUUAAAUAAA
This is a messenger RNA of Hylaeus anthracinus, 11936 nucleotides long. RefSeq names its product neurocalcin homolog (gene Nca). The record is from RefSeq and is a predicted model, not a curated record. Lineage: Eukaryota; Metazoa; Arthropoda; Insecta; Hymenoptera; Colletidae. The transcript is spliced from 5 exons. Gene Ontology annotation, molecular function: calcium ion binding. The coding region runs from base 1902 to 2480 and encodes 192 amino acids.